GAGAGAGAGAGAAAGAGAGAGAGAGAGAGAGUGUGUGUGUGUGUAUGUGUGAGAGAGAGAGAGAGAGAGAGAGAGAGAGAGUGUGUGUGUGUGUGUGUGUGUGUGUGUGUGGAGAUUACCAGCGUACAGAAUUCACUUCAGAGACUAACGGAUUACUGAGAAAGCAACAAAUGAGUAUAUUCUACAAUAAGGGACUCUUCAGCAUGUUGGUCAGUGGUCAGUGGUCAGUGGUCAGUGGGAUUUAAACUGGAUUUAUGGUUCUGAAGAGUGAAAGAAACCUUUCAUUUCAUCUGAAAGUGGAGAAGAAUCUCUAACGCUCCUCAGAUUUGCUGUGUGUGUGUGUGUGUGUGUGUGUGUGUGUGUGCGCGCACUGCUGGGUUCUCAGGAUGCUGAUUCCAGAUCUCUGAAUCUUUCUUCACUUCCUGAUCUCCAACACGAUGAGUAGCAACAGAACCACCAGGUACAGCAUUGUUUCUCCUGAUGAGGAAAGGCUGAAGAUCUCGACUCUCGGGCUUCACAACGGCCACAGCUCACCCGGGAGCGCCAUGAACAGCGCCAUAGCUAGCGUAGGUGGCUACAACAUUGAGAACAGCUACAAUGGAAAAAUCUCCACUAGAGGGCGGAGUCAAGUGCGGAGUCGUUUCGUUAAAAAGAAUGGCCAGUGUAACGUCCUUUUCAGCAACUUGGAGGACAAGCCGCAGCGCUACCUAGCUGAUAUCUUCACUACCUGUGUGGACAUCCGCUGGCGCUACCUGCUGCUCAUCUUCUGCUCAACGUUCAUGAUGUCAUGGCUGAUUUUUGGAUUGAUUUUCUACAGUGUGGCCCUUGCUCAUGGAGAUUUCGACCCUGAACGCCAUGUGCGGGGGCAAACCGGGCAACAGAAGGAGUGGAAGCCGUGUUUGCUCCACGUGGAGGGUUUUCUUGGCGCCUUCCUGUUUUCAAUCGAGACUCAAACGACGAUCGGAUAUGGCUGGCGCUGUGUCACCGAGGAGUGUCCAGUUGCCGUGGCAACAGUGGUGGUCCAGUCCAUUUUGGGAUGCAUCAUCGACUCGUUCAUGAUCGGUACUAUAAUGGCCAAGAUGGCACGCCCCAAAAAGCGGAACCAGACGCUGCUGUUCUCCCAAAACGCCGUUAUCGCUCUGCGCGACGGGAAGCUGUGCCUCAUGUGGCGUGUCGGAAAUCUACGGAAAAGCCACAUCGUCGAAGCUCAUGUCCGAGCGCAGAUGAUCAAACCCAGAGUGACGGAAGAGGGUGAGUUCAUCCCACUGGAGCAGAUGGACCUGAACGUCGGGUACGACGAAGGAACUGACCGUCUUUUCCUCGUCUCGCCUCUUAUAAUUGUCCACGAGAUCGAUGAAGACUCGCCGCUCUGGGCCAUGAGCCGCUCUGAUCUGGAGAACGAUGUCUUUGAGAUUGUCGUGAUUCUUGAGGGAAUGGUGGAAGCCACAGCCAUGACCACACAGGCACGAAGCUCCUACCUUUCCCAUGAGAUACUUUGGGGUCAUCGAUUUGAGCCGGUCGUGUAUGAAGAUCACGAUCGCUACCAAGUGGACUACGCUCGCUUCCACAAGACCUACGAAGUUCCCUCCACUCCUUCCUGCAGUGCUAAGGAGCUCAGUGACUUAGCGAGUAAUCAAACGUCCAAAGCGUCCUCACGGUCCGGGACGCCAAUCAGUCACAGGACCCAUUUCCUGCGUCCGCCCUGCUCGCCCAGUGCGUUCUGCUAUGAGAACGAAGUGGCUCUGUACUCGGGGGAAGAGGAGGAUGAGGAAGGGGUAAAUAAGAACAGAGUUGAGGAAGGUUUAACCUCACGAGAAACCGAUCUGACGCUGCUAACCACCACUGGCAUUCCCUCAGGAUUCCAGAAAAUGUUCCAGGAUACUCCAGCAGUGAAUUCUGGAGGCAAUAUCCUCUGCGUGCUGGACAUGGACAAUCAGAUGGAGUUUGAUAUUCUUCAGACGUCAGUUCCUCUUGAUCCUCUGACCUACAAGAGCGAGUCAGAGAUAUGACACUCGGGAUCAGAGGCGAUCGGAGGGAUGAGAAAGAUGAACUCAAAUGAGGUUGAUGAAGGACGUCGAUGAAGGGAAAGGGAAGGGAAGAGGAAAAGGGAAAAGGGAAAAGGGAUUGUAGCAUUGGCAUUUUUGCACAUUUUUCAGAGAUUUGGAUUUGUUAGAAAACAAACUGUAAAUAGAAACGUGAUCCAUGAGGACUGAUCUCACUGGGAGAAGAUGAGAUUAGAAACUCUAAAUAAAGACACGCCGUCAUUUUAGUCACUUAUCUGAACAGAGAUCAUGGAAAUAAACAUAAACAUCACCAAAGGAGGAAGUUCUCACAGGACAAGAACCAGAAUGAAACUAAACUGUAUAUCAGAGACAGAAAGAGUUCAUUUCAGACGCUACUGUAUCUAAUAAACACUCUGUAGAUUAGAGGAAUCCAGGCCUGGGGCGUCAAAACCACUCACAUGUGCCACAUACAGCAUGCUGAGCGCUAACACACUGUUUCAUUAAAUCAUAGCUCAAAUUAAAUUACAUUAAAUUAUUCAUCUGUUUGUAAAAACAUUCCAUUAUUUUCUCUCACCAGUCGCGGCUCAUGUGAACACCGGCCGCUGCCUUCCUUCUGUUCAUUAUUAACUCUAGUAAUAUAUCAAGACAUAUACUAUACUAUACUAUACUAUACUAUACUAUAACAUGCUAAAACUGAGCUAGCAUAUAAAACAUGCUGAAACUGAGCUAGCAAACAAAACGUGCUAAAACUGAGCUAGCACAGAAACAUGCUAAAACUGAGCUAGCAAAUAAAACAUGCUAAUGCUUAGAGCCUUGCACUAAACAUGUAAACUAGCUUUAUAGUGAAUAUAACAAAGUAUAAACAAAGUAAUAUUAUGCUAAAGUAGCUAACGACAAUGUAGCAUAACAGUAAGGAAGCUAAAAUACAGAUAAGAAUUCUACUGCAAGGGUUAGCAUUACACUAGCAAGCUAAAAGACAAACUAAUGUUCCAGAUGUUCUAACAUCUGUAUCUCUAACGUUACAGAAGUCACAUCCUGUUCAUGAAAAUGAAAACAUGUGACGAUGUGUGUGUUGACCUGCUUAAACAAGGUGUGUGAGUGUGUAUAUGUGUGCAUGUGUGUGUGUGUGUGUGUGUGUGUGUGUGUGUGACGCUCCUGGCUGGUACUGCUGUAGGUAUUAGAUAUCAGAGGGCUGUAUUUAUUUCUCAGUGAUUAUAUUAUGGGAUGUAGCUAUAAUAAGCAAUAUUUUGAGCACUCCUCAGAGAAUGACCUCUGUGGUCAGUUCUGCACUUUGAUUUGUCCACUUCAGGUGAAAUGUCUGAUUCUUUACUGAGACGAAGUGCAUGCACUGAGCUAGCUUCAUACAGAGUUCUCCUUCAGCUGCAGGGAAGAGCCACGGAACUGUGGAGACGGAGACGUGUACUGAACUGAUUUUCUACUGAUGCUAAAGAAAUGGCAUGAAGGUGUGUGUGUGUGUGUGUGUGUGUGUGUGUGUGUGUAGGCAUGUGCCAGUGUUACAUUUUUAAAUCACACUAAAUGCCCCACAUGUAAAAGGUUGUAAUAUCACCUGUUCUGAGAUAAUCAUCUGAAAUGUCCACAAUAUAAACUAAACACUGGCACACACCCUCUGUGUGUGUGCGUGUGUGUGCGUGUGUGUGUGUGUGUGUGUGUGUGUGUGUAAGACAAUGCAUGUUUUUGUUUUCUUUCAAAUGCAGUAAAAUGCAGCUAAUGUAAAUGCAGAUCAAAUCCAGGUCGUCUCAGGUCAGUGUGAACUCGUCUGAUCCCCAGUGGUACUGUGUGUGAGGUGGUGUGUGAGGUGGUGUUACUGUGUGAGGUGGUGUGUGAGGUAGUGUGUGAGGUGGUGUUACUGUGUGAGGUGGUGUGUGAGGUACUGUGUGAGGUGGUGUUACUGUGUGAGGUGGUGUUACUGUGUGAGGUGGUGUGUGAGGUGGUGUUACUGGGUGAGGUGGUGUGUGAGGUGGUGUUACUGUGUGAGGUGCUGUGUGAGGUGGUGUUACUGUGUGAGGUGGUGUUACUGUGUGAGGUGCUGUGUGAGGUGGUGUUACUGUGUGAGGUGGUGUUACUGUGUGAGGUGCUGUGUGAGGUGGUGUUACUGUGUGAGGUGGUGUUACUGUGAGGUGGUGUGUGAGGUGGUGUUACUGUGUGAGGUGGUGUGUGAGGUGGUGUUACUGUGUGAGGUGGUGUGUGAGGUGGUGUUACUGUGUGAGGUGGUGUGUGAGGUGGUGUUACUGUGUGAGGUGGUGUGUGAGGUGGUGUUACUGUGUGAGGUGGUGUGUGAGGUGGUGUUACUGUGUGAGGUGGUGUGUGAGGUGGUGUGUGAGGUGGUGUUACUGUGUGAGGUGGUGUUACUGUGUGAGGUGGUGUGUGAGGUGGUGUUACUGUGUGAGGUGGUGUGUGAGGUGGUGUUACUGUGUGAGGUGGUGUGUGAGGUGGUGUUACUGUGUGAGGUGGUGUUACUGUGUGAGGUGGUGUUACUGUGUGAGGUAGCUGGACACACUGCCCCAGGGUGAGAUGAUGAACAGCACUGGUCCUGUACUGGUUUAUUUCUUUGCUUGAUAUCUUUCUUGUAUUUUGUCGUCCUCCUGCUCGAGUUCUCCUGUUAGCAUGAUAAUUAACCUGAACUGUAACUCGAAGCCUCCUUCAGAUGCACUUUACUUCCUCCUGUACAACAUGGAAUAAAUAUUUAUAUAAUGAAAGACUGUGUAUUAAUCCACACUGCUGGACACACAGCUCACCUUCAUACACUGUAUACACCACACGAGCGGCCAGUCACAGCCUGUGUAACACCUCCCCCUGCUGGUCACUGAGUGUAAGUGCAGAUAGAGCCAGGUUAUACACAGGGGGUCAUACUGUCAGAUACUGAGAUACUGACCAGCUGAAUGUACUGAAUGGUCAUCACACACACACACACACACACACACACACACACACACAAUCUCUC
Hemibagrus wyckioides is the source of this 4965-nucleotide messenger RNA. It is a transcript of the gene kcnj4, whose product is annotated as potassium inwardly rectifying channel subfamily J member 4. Gene Ontology annotation, molecular function: inward rectifier potassium channel activity. NCBI's taxonomy places the organism in Eukaryota, Metazoa, Chordata, Actinopteri, Siluriformes, Bagridae. Bases 438 to 2009 code for a protein of 523 amino acids. The record is from RefSeq and is a predicted model, not a curated record. The transcript is spliced from 3 exons. Gene Ontology annotation, biological process: potassium ion import across plasma membrane; regulation of monoatomic ion transmembrane transport. Gene Ontology annotation, cellular component: plasma membrane.